GUUCUAGCGCAUUUCCUUUUCUCUCCUUUACUUCCUUUUCAACGAAAUCUAAAACCCUAGCCAAGAUCUCUAGGGCAGAGCGGGGAAAUGGACGAUCCCAUAGAUCGUGUGGAGAUUUCCGGAUCCACAUUGGCCAUGGCGCUGCGCGAGCUGGGAUCACACACAGACACCGACGGGCUGCUCUUCGGGCGAUUGCACACCAGAUCCAUCCAGAAUUUCCAAGACGAUGGUGAUUCCCCUGCGGCGCCCAGCCGCCGCGAGGAGCACACGGCGAUCAUUACCGGCUGCUGCUGCUCAGGUACGCUCAUGAGCUUCUACGAUGCCGCCGGGGAGCUGGACGAUCGGAAGCUGGAGCGCCUUGUCGGGAAUCGCCAGAAGUGGGGCGGGGACGCGAUCAUUGGCUGGCUCCUCGGUCGCAGGAGCUCCUCAAUGCGGCCAUCGAUGCGAGAGGCCGCCGUCACUGCGAACCUCAACGCCAGGAAUCCAGCCUCUCCAGCUCCAUCGCUCGAUCGGGAGAAGAAAAUACUAGACAACUCCAACUCCUCCAUCGAUCUGGGCUUGCCUUACGCUACCUCCAGCAGGAGUAGCAGCAUUAGCGACUCUUUCAUCGAUCGCCAGGAGGAAAAGCUGGGCGAUGCUCCAGCAUUGUUGCCGUGUUUGUUCCUCCUUCUCACGGAGACCACGGCAGAGAACUCGAUCCAGACGCACGAGUACCGGGCAUUCCAGUUCCAGCGCCAGACACGGCAGUUCCAUCCUCGGCUUUUGGUCGUGAGAAACGUUGGGAGAGCAGGGAGAUCAUCCGAGCAAGGUGGCUUGUAUGGAAGCUUUGUUCCAGUGUCUCCGCUGCCUUGGUUCUCCACGAGCUUUGGGAGCUCUUCCACGAGCGGCGAGGAGGAAGAGGUUGAUAGCUGGAGGAGUUCCUCCGGGACUGGUGGAAGGGGGGAGAGAUCUUCUUCCUCGCUGCGGCAGCAGCAGCAGCAAGCGCUGCUCGGCAUGUACGCCGAGGGAUUCAGCAUCGACCAGCUCCAAAACGUUUCCAGAUGCGGUGGUAGCGUGCAGGAGAUCGAGCUCCUCUACUCGAGAAUGCUGGCCAAGAUGCAAAAGAUCGCCUACGAAGUUCGACAAAGCUCCGAGGCUGUCCAGGAAAAGAUGACGAAGAUUGCGAAGCUCAGAGCUUCUCAAGAUCAUUUGUGACUACCGUCUCUUAUAUAUUUACCCUCUUCGUUUCGUUAUUUUUCUCGAGCAGGGUUUUUCAGGCUGCUCGCAUGACGAGAUUAAAUUUGUGUGAAGAAGAAAACAGUCGUUGGUUCACGUAAAAAGGUGGCGACCAUUAUUUAGGUGUCGAAUCUAAUUCCAACCCAACUUUUUCUGCUUUGACCACAAAGUCAAGGUGGUAAAAA
Molecule: messenger RNA, 1400 nt
Organism: Selaginella moellendorffii
Lineage: Eukaryota; Viridiplantae; Streptophyta; Lycopodiopsida; Selaginellales; Selaginellaceae
Exons: 2
Coding region: 88-1194 (368 amino acids)
Cellular component (GO): nucleus
Molecular function (GO): polyubiquitin modification-dependent protein binding
Source: RefSeq, a predicted model, not a curated record